AUGAUAACCCAUCACCUCCCUCUCCUGUUUGUGCUCCCCAUCCUCUGCUUGAGCUCUGCUCUGCCCCCCUCCCCCGGAAUAAGCCGAAAUCUGUUAAGCACAUCGGAUGAAAAUACAAGGAUACUUCACCGCACCAAACGCGGAUGGAUGUGGAAUAGUUUCUUUCUCCUGGAGGAGUGGACUGGAACUGGGAAACAAUAUGUUGGAAAGCUUCAUUCUGACAUGGAUAAAGAGGAUGGCACAGUGAAAUAUGUUCUCUCUGGAGAUGGCGCUGGCACCAUUUUCGAGAUUGAUGAGAACUCAGGUGACAUCCAUGCCACCAGGAGGCUGGAUAGAGAGGAGAAGUCAUCCUAUACACUAAGUGCUAAAGCCGUCAACAAGACCUCUGGUCAGGACCUUGAGAAGGCGUCUGAGUUCAUUAUCAAAAUCCAUGACAUUAAUGACAACGAGCCAAAGUUUUCCAAGGACACCUAUUUAGCCAGUGUACCAGAGAUGUCCAACGUUGGAGCAUUUGUAAUACAAGUUACAGCCACAGAUGCUGAUGAUGAGGCAUAUGGAAACAGUGCUAAACUUGUGUACAGUAUUCUACAGGGUCAGCCCUAUUUCUCUGUUGAACCUGAAACUGGAGUCAUCAGGACAGCGCUGCCCAACAUGAUUCGGGAAAACAAGGAGCACUACCAGGUGGUGAUUCAGGCCAAAGACAUGGCAGGGCAGAUGGGGGGCCUUUCUGGAACUACGACAGUCAACAUUACCCUACUGGAUGUCAACAACAGUCCCCCACGCUUCCCGCACAGUUCCUACCACCUCUCCACUUUUGAGUCAGCUGAAAUUGGGUCUUCCAUAGGCCGGAUCAAAGCCAACGAUGCAGAUGUUGGGGAAAAUGCGGAUAUGUGGUACACCAUUCUUGAUGGUGAUGGGCAGGAUGCUUUCAGCAUUGUAACCGAUGUCACCACGCAGGAAGGAGUGAUAACAGUGAAAAAGCCACUGGAUUAUGAGAGCAAACGAACUUACAUGCUACGAGUGGAGGUGACCAACACACACCUGGAUAAACGCUUUGACUACCUAGGCCCGUUCAGGGAUUCAGCUACAGUCAGAAUUACAGUUACUGAUGUGGAUGAGCCUCCUGCCUUCAAUCGAAACCAUUACAUCUUUGAAGUAGACGAGGACACGCCAGCUGGAAGCCCCAUUGGCACAGUAACUGCUCGGGACCCUGACGCUGCCAAUCAUCUUGUGAGAUACACCAUUGAUCGGCACACAGACUUGGAGAGACUUUUUAACAUUGAUGCCAUCAAUGGAACCAUCACGACACUGCAAGGUCUUGAUCGAGAGGUGUCCAAGUGGCACAACGUCUCCAUUCUUGCCACAGAAAUAAGUACCUCUCUACAAACAAGAGUUCCAGUGUACAUCAAAGUUCGAGAUGUCAAUGACAACGCACCUGAGUUUGCCAUGUUUUAUGAAACAAUCGUCUGUGAAAAUGUGAAAGCCGGUCAGCUCAUUCAAACCAUAAGUGCUGUGGAUACAGACGAGCCUCUUGUAGGACACAAGUUUGUGUUUAGUUUGAGUACAGUCAAUCCCAACUUUACCAUCUUCGACAAUGAAGAUAACACGGCACGGAUCGUCACCCGCAGAGGCGGCUUUAACCGGCGGGAGAUGAGUGCAUAUUUGUUGCCGGUGGUCAUCUCGGACAACGACUACCCCAUCCAGAGUAGCACCAGCACACUAACAGUUAGAGUAUGCUCGUGCGACAGUCGCGGAAAUGUGCGGUCCUGCAGUACCGAUGCACAGUUUCUCUCGGCGGGACUCAGCACUGGAGCGCUAGUGGCCAUCUUACUCUGCAUCAUGAUAUUGCUAAUGAUUGUGGUUUUGUUUGCGGCUCUGAGGAGACAGAGGAAGAAGGAGCCUCUGAUCAUCUCCAAAGAGGAUGUGAGAGACAACGUCGUCAGCUACAACGACGAGGGAGGAGGAGAGGAGGACACACAGGCUUUCGAUAUUGGAACCCUGCGUAACCCUGAGGUCAUUGACACUAACAAGAUGCGACGUGACAUCAUUCCAGAGAUGCUGUUCCCGUUCCGUCGAAUGUCGCCCAUCAAGGACAACACGGAUGUACGGGACUUCAUAAACGGACGACUGCAAGAGAAUGACUCUGACCCCACGGCGCCCCCUUAUGAUUCAUUGGCCACCUAUGCCUAUGAGGGCAGUGGAUCACUGGCAGAAUCCCUCAGUUCCCUGGAGUCUGCAGCAACAGAGGGAGACCAAGAGUUUGAUUACCUCAGUCACUGGGGGCCGCAGUUCAAAAAGCUUGCAGACAUGUAUAUAGGCAAGGACACGGAAAGAGAGACAUAA
This is a messenger RNA of Chanos chanos (milkfish), 2343 nucleotides long. RefSeq names its product cadherin 10, type 2b (T2-cadherin) (gene cdh10b). Gene Ontology annotation, molecular function: calcium ion binding; beta-catenin binding; cadherin binding. The coding region runs from base 1 to 2343 and encodes 780 amino acids. The record is from RefSeq and is a predicted model, not a curated record. Lineage: Eukaryota; Metazoa; Chordata; Actinopteri; Gonorynchiformes; Chanidae. Gene Ontology annotation, biological process: cell-cell junction assembly; multicellular organism development; synaptic membrane adhesion. The transcript has 11 exons. Gene Ontology annotation, cellular component: plasma membrane; catenin complex; adherens junction.